Chelmon rostratus (copperband butterflyfish) is the source of this 924-nucleotide messenger RNA. RefSeq names its product circumsporozoite protein-like. Lineage: Eukaryota; Metazoa; Chordata; Actinopteri; Chaetodontiformes; Chaetodontidae. Bases 1 to 924 code for a protein of 307 amino acids. The transcript is spliced from 3 exons. The record is from RefSeq and is a predicted model, not a curated record.
AUGACUAUGGUGAAGAUGGGCCGGCGGCGAGGGCGGAUCCCCUCUGGAGGCCAGCGACGACCAACAAGGUUGGAAGCUGGUGAUGAGGCCGCAGGACAGGAGGCCGGCAGCGGGGCAGCCGGACAGGAGACCGGCGACAUGGCAGCCGGACAGGGGGCCGGCGACGUGGCAACAGGACAGGGUGCCGGCAACGUGGCAACAGGACAGGGUGCCGGCAACAUGGCAGCAGGACAGAGGACCGGCAACAUGGCUACAGGACAGGGAGCCGGACAGAGGACCGGCAACAUGGCUACAGGACAGGGAGCCGGACAGAGGACCGGCAACAUGGCAACAGGACAGGGUGCCGGCAACGUGGCAACAGGACAGGGUGCCGGCAACGUGGCAGCAGGACAGAGGACCGGCAACAUGGCUACAGGACAGGGAGCCGGACAGAGGACCGGCAACAUGGCAACAGGACAGGGGGCCGGACAGAGGGCCGGCAACAUGGCAACAGGACAGGGAGCCGGCAACAUGGCAACAGGACAGGGAGCCGGCAACAUGGAAUCAGGACAGGGAGCCGGCAACAUGGCAACAGGACAGGGAGCCGGCAACAUGGCAGCCGGACAGAGGGCCGGCAACAUGGCAACAGGACAGGGAGCCGGCAACAUGGCAACAGGACAGAGGGCCGGCAACAUGGCAACAGGACAGAGGUACUUCUUCUACGCUAGCAGACACCAGCACAACUUCAGCAUUGCCAGGCUCUCUUACUACAACACCCACAACAAAACACAGCAGUGCAUCGACAGAUAUCAGUCCAUCCCUGCCAUCCGCAGUCUCUUCAAGAGCAACAACCUACCCAACAAGCAGCACUACUGCACUGCUAGAUGUGAGCACAGGAUCAGUGUCCAUAAUGUCCACUACAACAGCAACCAGUCAAAAGAGUAG